Messenger RNA from Lecanosticta acicola, 357 nucleotides. The record is from the annotation of a GenBank genome assembly. NCBI's taxonomy places the organism in Eukaryota, Fungi, Ascomycota, Dothideomycetes, Mycosphaerellales, Mycosphaerellaceae.
AUGCCGCCAGCCACCUUCGCAACGGCGAAAUCAGUCCUCAAUGACGCCGAUAUUUCCCGCAUCUUAUGCGUUUACUUCCAUACUGCACCAUCUUCUGUCGAUUGGGACAAGGCAGCACAAGAAUUCGGGGCGCCCACUGUUGAAUCCUUUCGACAUGCCAUGCGCAGAAUGAUGAAGAGGAUCGAUGAUGCCAGCCAGACAGAGUUCUCCGCAGACGCCGGCGAAGGUUCCUCGUCACCAGGCUCCAAUGCGUCCAACACUGGCAAGAAACGCACGGAGAGCGAUGACGAGGAGGAAGCUCCAGCACCAAAGGCAAAGCGUGGUCGCAAGGCGGCGAAGAAGGCUGCUCGCAAAUGA